AGCCGAGGUCUAAUGUCCCAUCCAUCAGCGCGUCUACUUGAAAUGUCCUCAGUCUUGACUUUGGUCUCGUUGGCAGCAGACCGGAAUGGUAGCAAAAUGCCUUCAGGAGUCAUUUUUAUCAUCUGUAUACCUUCAAGUAACUAUGAGCACAUACUGAAGUUCGGGAAACCGAAAGAUAUGAUACCUUACGAAGACACAUGUUCUUCGAAGCAGUGUAGAUUGCAAGUAGAGUUGAGAAACAAGAAAUCAAGGAGUAUCCCCGUGCAUUUGACUCAGGAAUAUUAUAAUGAAGGAUUCAAUCCUACUUUGGAGAAUAUCAGUGAAGAUGAUGAGCGGAUUACUAUGGAAAACAUCUUAGAAGAACUCCUGCGCAAGUUGAGCGUAGAGCACGCGGUAUGGGUGAGCGACAAGAGCGGCAACUACAUGGAGGUCAUGUUCCCGCUACCCACCGGAGACCCCUGCGAGACCAUGCUGCACUGCCUCACUAAGCUGGGGAUCGGACGCCGGUGGAGGUCUAUUGUCAGUGUUCUACCGUGCAACGUGGUACAUUCAGCUCUUGACAAUGAAGCCGACGAGGAGACAAUAUUUGACUAUUCCGUGCACAGACGCAAGACUGAGGAUGCGAAGCGUUGGCGCAGCUUUGUCGAGUCAAUCAGAUCUAAAUUGACUGUGAAACAAGUUGUCGAUGGUGUAAGAGGGGGAGGGGAACUUACCUUCGAUUACCUCACCCUAAUCAUCACAGCCGAUUCCCUAGCAGCUCUUGGUUUGGUGGAAAACAACGCAUCUAACAUCGUCGCUGCAAUGUUAGUGUCCCCCCUUAUGGGCCCCGUGAUGUCCAUCACAUUUGGCACCAUAAUCUCUGAUCGAACUCUCAUACGGAACGGGUUUGAGAGUCUUGUAGUUGGCAUGCUGUUUUCACUACUCUUUGGCUUCAUAUUUGGACUGAUAUUGGGAAGUACUGCAAUGCCCUGGGGCUAUGGAGAUUUUCCUACUGAAGAAAUGAAAUCACGUGGAAACGUCCGGUCUCUCUGGAUGGGUGUCCUCUGGGCCCUCACUUCAGGAACGGGAGUGGCAUUGGCCUUGCUCCAAGGCAGUGCCGGCCCUCUCAUCGGUAUUGCCAUAUCUGCAUCCUUGUUACCGCCUGUGGUUAACUGUGGUUUAUUUUGGGCUCUGGCCUGCAUUUGGCUGCUGCAUCCUGGCGUAAAGAUACCACAUAUCAAGGGCGAACCGUACGUCGGUAACUCUUCGUACGAGCCGCUGUAUCAUGACUAUCUGCCUAUCGAAUAUGCUAUCAAUGGUAUCGUGAGCUGCUGCCUGACAAUAGUGAACGUUAUCUGUAUAUUCAUAACGGCCAUCAUGUUCUUGAAGAUCAAAGAGGUGGCUGCCCCGUAUACUUCUACUCCUGACCUGAGGAGGUUCUGGGAGCAGGAUAUACGAGUGGCCAGGGAAGCGAACCGCGCGAGUUUGCGGCGCGCUGAGGACGAUGAACGAACUGAGCUAAUGCUGGAUGACCUGAACCAAGUUACGGAGACCGAAAUACGAGAAAAAUUAGAGGCAGCCGUAGCAGAAGCUUUGGACGAUGAGACAUACAGGAAGGUCAAGCGAAUGAGCUAUCAGAGCCAUAACGCUAAUGAGGUAAUAAGGACCAUCGGACUACAGUCUCGAACACCAGUCUCUAUACGCUCAAGCCAGAGAGCGUCGGGAUCAUCCACACCACACAAACCUCACCAUAAAGAUUCAAACACCGAUGAUAUUGCCGCCUUGGACAAACUCCUCACUUCACUACUCGGUUUCAAGGAAUAUAGAAGAAGCAAAUCCUUCAGCUCCCAUCGAAACACUCCAAGAUCGAGCCAAAUGCCCGUCAUAGAUGAGUUAAAGAGAAAUAGAAGAUCAGAAUCAUGGCCCGAUAGAAUCUUCGAGAACACAGUUGUAAGAAGUGUUCUGACCAGUCUUAAGACUAGUAAGCGGAACUCUGCUGCUGAAGAGCCGUUCUUAACACCAAAUUAGAGAAGUUUUAAAAUAGCGUAGUGGCUAUUUGAAGUGGUCACAAAAAUAUAUUAUAACCACAUUGUGAAUUAAAGAAGCAAAACUAAGUUAAUGAAUCACCUUUUAAGCCCGAAUCCGUUGAAUUGAAGUAACAUAAAGUAAUUGAUAAGUAGGUAAUUAUUACUAAAAAAACUACUGAAUAAUAUACGUAAACCAUUUUAUUUAGCGAGCUCGUAAAAAUAAGAGUAAGUGACUUGGGCGAUUGUUUCCAGUCAUAUUAUUAUCAAAACGAUCACAAUCAUGAAUAUAUAAACAUAACAAUAAUUUACAAUAGAUGUGUCUAUAAAAUUCAAACAUUUGCACUUGAACCUAACAACAAACAACAUUACUUUUUUUUCAAAUUCAAUACAUAAUUCGUAGUUUAACAAUGCGAUAGUUACUUAGGUAUAUUGUACCUCUAGAAAUAUGAAUAAUAAAUUAAGACAAACAUGAAUUAUAAAUUUGAUAGUAGGUAUUUGAAACCUUACAUUUUUUUAUAUAUUAAUGAGAACAAUUUCACGAUAAGUACGGAAUCAUUACGUAUCUAUCACAGCUUGCUUGUUUAUUGACUAAUAUUUAGUUACAUUUAAAUAAUAUUGUAUACAAAAUAUACUUAUAAGUACAUAUCAAAUAAAUAAGGUAACUUAUGUGA
Messenger RNA from Pectinophora gossypiella (pink bollworm), 2677 nucleotides. RefSeq lists its product as uncharacterized. Bases 13 to 2007 code for a protein of 664 amino acids. The transcript has 10 exons. The record is from RefSeq and is a predicted model, not a curated record. NCBI's taxonomy places the organism in Eukaryota, Metazoa, Arthropoda, Insecta, Lepidoptera, Gelechiidae.